Mucor mucedo is the source of this 5872-nucleotide messenger RNA. RefSeq lists its product as uncharacterized. Gene Ontology annotation, molecular function: microtubule binding. The record is from RefSeq and is a predicted model, not a curated record. The transcript has 3 exons. The annotation marks the transcript as partial. Lineage: Eukaryota; Fungi; Mucoromycota; Mucoromycetes; Mucorales; Mucoraceae.
CAAUACAGCCGGAAAACUAACUUUUUGCAUAUCCUAUCUAUUUCACGGCCUUUUCUUUUCCUUUCCUAUAAAAGUGCAAUACUAUGACAAGAGAACGAGAUAUACCCGACACACCAUUCAACACCGUCAACGAUAAAUACACAACAAUCAAACAAUCAUGUUUGAUGAAUUGGAUCAAUCUUCAUUUCAACCUUUCAAAUUUAGAAGAAUUAAGGGAUCUGCCAAGUUUUGUUUUACUCAUACAGUCCUUGUACAGAAGGCAUAAAUUUGAAAUAUUAAAUGAGCAAGAUAUUUAUUUAUUGCUGAACGAAAUCAAUUUAAUUAUACCCCUCUCUACCACUUUCCCUCAAAAUAUUAUUGAUAUCUCAGCCUAUAAAAGCGGGGAUCACCACCAGUUAAUGACACUCUUGGAUAUAGUCCAAAAUCAGCACCAGGCUUAUAGCAUUAUCCAUACAAUCUUACACAAUCGGGAACUGUCCUUUACCAUUCAUGCCCAAUGUGUACCCACUCGAAUGGAAGACGUCAGAAAGCUUUUGUUCUCGUGGUCGACGUUUGUAUUAUCCGACUAUACUUGUGCAUCUUUAAUAUCUCCUUUGAAGGAUUUCUCAGUAGCAUCAUGGAAAUCGGGAACGUAUCUAUUAGCAAUCAUCCACUACCAUAAUCCGUCUCUUAUAUCGGAAUUGUUUCCUCAUCGACAGUUAUCAGCAGCAUUUCAAAUUAUAUACGAGAACUAUCAAAUUCCAAUUUUAUUUGAUCCUUCGUUAGAUGAUAAAGAGGAUGAGUCGGCCAUUGUUUCGUAUCUUUUAGAAAUUGUACCUUACCUUUUUGCUCCUACCGAAGAUGAAAUAGCACGCCGCCAUAGUGAUAUUCAACGGUUUAAACCCUUUCACCAAACCAAUACUGAAAAGGUCGAAGAUUGUGAUAAAAGCACUACUGUUACCUCUACUUUUUCUUUGCAGCAGCUUAAACUUACCAAAACUACGAUCUUAAAAUAUGGUGAUGGAACUGAAAUACCUAAUGAUCUGGAGGAAUUCGAGUCCAGAGUUUCGAAUAUUACUGCCAAGCUGAAUGGGUUGCAGCAUAGACUGAUGUUAAAUGUACCAACACGCACGUCAAAAUAUUCGCUUUCUUCUAUCGACUCGAUGGACUUUUCUUUAACAGAAGAUAACACAACCGCAUCAACAUAUCAACACAAUGACAACGGUAGUUAUACAAGUAGUAUGAUGAGUGGUGAUGAAAACUUUCAACUUAUCCAGCAACAGCAGCAGCAAAUAAUCAAAAUACUUCAUCCCCUACAAGCCGCCGAAGAAGAUUAUUCUGCUUACGAUAGAAAUUUUAAGUCUUUGCAAUCUGAAUUCCAAGCGUUGACAGAUGGUGACAUGUUUUUGCUACAAGCUUACCUGCAGGAAGAACUAAGCCCACAGUGGAGAAGUCAUGCUAGAGUUGUAUCCCAAAAAAUGCACCUACUUCGCUUACAUACCACACUAUCUGAUGAAUUUGAAAAAGCAGAAGUAACUCUGUCCAAUUUUCGAAGAGGAUUCGCCUUUGCUCAUGGUGAAGUCGAUACUACAAAUCAUGAUAUUGACGAGUUAGAGGGUUAUGUGGACAAGACAACUAAUAUGGUAGACACUCUGAAGUUGAACUUUAAUGACCUGCUGAUUACGGACACUGAAGAAAGUAAAGCUACAGCAGACACAUCUUAUUCAACAAAAUUUGAAUCGAUAUCAAAAAAGAAUGAAUUAGUCAGGACUUGGGUCGAAGAAAUUCGCGUUUGGUUUCAAGAAGCUGCUAGAAUUAGAUAUUGGAUUGAUGUUCAAGUUGAGAAAAUAAACAGUACUAGUUUGCCGGACCCACUAACUUCUUUGGAAUCGCCAGCAACGCUGGAGCAAGUACAAAUAUUCAACAAAGCCCACAGUCUGCUAGAAAAAGAAAUCGAGUCUUUUGACCGGGAAGAUAUGACAAGACUUAGAUCACACGUCAAAACCCUAACUGGCCCCGAUCGAACUGACAAGGAUUUAAGUCCUGCCGACACAACAACCAUUGGAAUAACCCUGACAACACUCACAACUUUGGAUAAAUUAACGCAUUUACUAGCAAAAAAGAGCUACGAUUUACAGGUAUUAACUCGACGUGUAACAUGGGAAGAAGAAUUCUCCAACACGAUAAAAUGGUUAAAAGAAACAGAUAGCCAAUUAGACGAAUUCCUGAAAUCAAGUGCUCGUUGGACAUUGGAGGAGGAAGAUUUUGUUGAGGAUCUUUUGAGAAGAGAAAGCCUAAUGAUAAAAGAGAAGCACAAAGAGGCUAUUGUUCAGCAACUUUUGACAUUAGAAAGGAAGAUGGUUGAAUUUGAUCAGGGUCAAUUUACAAGAUCUGUGGAUACUUUCCAAGAUUUGGAUAAUACAUCACGAGUUACACUACCAAGUUAUUUAGAGUCUCGACAAGAUCACUGUGAGCAACUGUUUGAGGAUCUGAUGAAACGUAUGACAUUCGCCCGAAAUGUAGUCGAACAAAGGUUAAAUGUCAUGGAUUUUUUGUAUCAAACUGAAAUGGUAAUACAUGAUGCAAAAUCACUUCAAAUGGACUUGAUUGACGCAGAGACAAAAGCAUAUCCGGAUGAUAAUAAUAGAGAAUUAACAACACAUGUUCAAGCAACCAACGAAAGAAUUAUGCAACUUGUUACAUCAACUGCGAAUCGUAUACCAUACCCUAUAUCUACUCUCACGAUAGAUCAAGUUUCAAACACUAAAGCGAAUGAAGAUAUUCAAAGUAUGGUUUCAGAUAAACGUAACAGCUUGGUUUUAUUAGCCGAGGAGUUAGACGGACAGUUGAAUGCAUAUAGAGAUAUUCUGCAAUUGCAUAAACGCUCGAAAGAAUACUUGGGAGAUGCUAUCCGUCUUUGUGACUGGUCGGAUGAACGUGUUGAAACGAUUCGAAAAGCAAAAGCCAACAUGUAUAGCAUGGAGGAGCUUACUGUGGAAGAUAUCCAACAAUUUGAAAGAGAAAAUGACAGUAUAUGUAACAGGCUUCAAAAUGGAAAAGAAAAUGAAGUGGUAGACCUUUUGACACGUAUACAAUUACUUUUAGAGACUACACAAAAAUUGAAUUUGUCUUCUCUGGAUAAUGAAGGGUUAAUAGAUAUAUCACAGCAAUUGGAGGGAAAAUUUGAUUGUUUACAGCAACUUUUGGAAAAGCAUGCAUUAGAUAUACGGGCGCUCCGAAAGAAGAUAGAAGAUGGCAACACUUACACUGAAAAGUCUCGACUACUCCGUACUUUUCUAUGUAAUACUCGAAACUCUUUGCCAGCUUUAAAACAAACCUGUGGAUUCAUGACCGGUCAAUCAGAAGAGCAAGAUAGACUUAGAUUUGAAAUGCUUAAUAGUUCUUUAAGUAGAAUUAGCUCAAGUUAUAAAGAUCAACAAACUCAAUUUAAUCAAUUAUGCUCUCAUUUCAAUUCAAUGAUACCCUCCAAAGUUGAAAAUAUGGAAGCCAUGUGCGAUAUUCAACAGGGAAUGGAAAGUGACUGGAUUUUAUUGGGCAAAGAUAUUAGCGAGGUUGAAUUAUUUUCGCAAAAGGUAGGCGAAUGGUACAAUUGUCAACGUCGGUUAAGCCUGGUAGAGAACCAGCUCCUAUGUGGUUUAGAUGAAGAAAUUCUUGCCUUAACCAAAUCAGGUUCAUGGAAAGACGCAGAUUUGGAAAACAUUCAAAAAAGAAUCCAUGCUGCCUCGGAACAUUUGGAAAAAACAGGAUCUAGUAUAGAUGCGGCCGAUAUUAAAGAAGAUCCCCUUCAAACAGCAAAUUACUCCUGCGCUCGUGAAAGACAUAUAGCAUUGACGAAUAAAAUCCACGCUGCUUUAAACAAUUUAACAGUUCUCAAAAACAAUGCCAGUACAGCAAUAUUAUACACUACUUUUCAUGAACAUGCAGAGCAAGUGCUUACAGAUAUACAUCACCAAAAAAGUACUAUUGAUGACCGUAUGUCAAAUAUUGGUAUAAGCGGAUUUUCUUCUGGUUCUAUAGAGUCUAUGGAUCUUCUAUGCAAGCGGACGCAAACUUCAAAUCUGGAUUCCGAAAAGAGAGCUCGAUUACUUUACAGGCGUAUAGAGAAGCUCGUCUUGACAGCAAAAGAUUUAGAACUUCAGGGUUACAGCAAUAUUUCUGUUCAGGAGCCGAUUAGCAAUAUUAAGGAUCAUCUAAGCCAACUAACUAACAUUAUCGGAUCAGAAAAGAAGCAGGCUGUUUUUAUUCGGAAAGUUCAAAUACACGCAAAAGCAGCAAAUGACCUGAAAACUUGGGUCGAUCAUUGCUCCGAUGCUAUUACUGAAUUAUCUACCGAUAUUUGCUUGAAUGACGAAAAGGAAUCAAAAGCCGAAUUGGAUAUUUUGAAACAGAAGAUCAAUGAUAUGCGCCCGACCGUACAAGCAUUUGAAGCCAUGGAAUCUCGCAUAUUCAUCACAAAAGAUGGUUUGGAACUCGACCUCACAGAUAUAGGAUUAGAUCAAGAUGAAAUUAGAACCUCUGUGCACAACCGCAGAACAAGUCUCUUAAAAGCAUGGGCAAGUCUUGAGACUCAGCAUCAAGAGACAUUUGAUUUGCUAAAUAAUUCGAGACGGGGUAACGAAAUUGCUCGUAAAGUGAAAAAUGUUCUAUCUCAGAUAGGAAAUAUGAAGGACCGUGUAAUUGCUAUUCGUAUCUGCCGUGCUACCCAACUAAAUCAUGGCGCUGACCACGAUGAUUUGAAGAUUGUGCUGAGUUGUCCUCUGUCCUCAGUUCCUACAGAGCACCGUUUGGCUUCCGCUAAAGCUGAAUUGACCAUUUUGAGUCGCGAUAUUGAAUCGUGUUUGCAAGUUUCUGUCAAUGAGUUAGAUAGUAUGCUGAACGUAGUUGAUCAACAAGGCCAAGGAGAAGUAUUUCAAGGUCAGCGUGCCGAAAUUACCGCCGCGUUAUGUGGACUGACAAGCUUACUGAAAACCAAACACAAGGCUAUAGAUGAGGCCGAAAAAUUGGAAGAAUUUCUUAUAGUAGUGGAAGAGCUAGACGUAUUGUUACUUGCAACAAAAGAUGUGAUCUCCCGUGGUGAUCCUUCUAAUGCGCGUAUUGUAGAUGGAGCUUAUAGUCGUACUGAUUUACAAGCACUACUUAUUGAUUUGGAUACUCGAUACCGUUACUAUGAACCUAAAAUUGAUGAACUUUUGGACGAAUUAAAACAAGUAUCGGAAAGCCAUACAAACGAUUCUCGUGUUAUUGACUGUGUCAAGGACUUAUCAGACAAAUGGUCACAAUUAAAAAAGGAAUUCUCUUCAAAAAAGUCUGAUUUAAUGGCUCGUAUAGGCCCCCUUAGUGGAACUUUCGACGAAUUUUUUGCUGCCGAAGACAUGUUACCAGAAAGAGGUCAAAAAGCUACUAGUUUAUUGAGAAAAAAAUCUGCACCUUUGUUAAAACAGUCUCCAAAUUCCAAAAUUAUGCAACCAACACCUCGAUAUAUGACUGGAUAUACUCGUACAACAAAGGCAAGUUUGACCUCAGCAACUCCUCCUCCUAGUAUAGGCCCGUCAAAGCAUCUUUCAAGAGCAAAUAGUAGAAAUGCUACCAACAAUACUACAUCACCUACUGCAAGAAGAGUAGUAGUUCGUCAAAUGGCGGUUCAACAGCAACGACAACGUGCGUCUGCCAAAACACCUGAAAACUACGUGUCAGACCCUCAGAACGACUUGGAUGUUGCUCUUGGUAAUAUUUUAAACGAUUCUCCUUACAAAAUUUUAGUCAAGAUGGUUCCAGGUGAAGUAGGCAAAUAUUGGUUUGGGGAUUUGAACCCAAAGUUAGCCUAUUGUCGUAUUUUGAGAAGUCGUAUGGUUAUGGUUCGUGUGGGUGGAGG